Molecule: messenger RNA, 1607 nt
Organism: Balaenoptera musculus (blue whale)
Lineage: Eukaryota; Metazoa; Chordata; Mammalia; Artiodactyla; Balaenopteridae
Gene: INPP1
Product: inositol polyphosphate-1-phosphatase
Exons: 6
Coding region: 280-1488 (402 amino acids)
Biological process (GO): phosphatidylinositol phosphate biosynthetic process
Molecular function (GO): inositol-1,4-bisphosphate 1-phosphatase activity
Source: RefSeq, a predicted model, not a curated record
ACGCCCGGCCACCUCCUCCGCCUUUUCCUCCUCCUCCUCCCCCGCCUCUUCCGUUUUCUGGAGGGAAAGGCUGCAGCCUCCUUCUGGGCUCCGCAUCCCGGCUUAGGUAAUACGCUUUCCUCUUUACGCCCCUCUCGCCUCGGCGCCACAGCCUCCCUUCCUGCUCGGAUUCGGGUCCCCGACCAGCACGCACCCAUCGCCUCUCCGGAAGGUAGCUGACGGCCCGGAGGGUGGGUGCCGAUUCCACCAGACGCUGCAACUGAAAAGCCAGGUUCAGAAAUGUCAGGUAUCCUCCGGGAGCUGCUCUGUGUCUCUGAGAAAGCUGCCAACAUUGCCCGGGCGUGCAGGCAGCAGGAAGCCCUCUUCCAGCUGCUGAUAGAAGAAAAGAAAGAGGGAGAAAAGAACAAGAAGUUUGCAGUUGAUUUCAAGACCCUGGCUGAUGUACUGGUACAGGAAGUUAUAAAACAGAAUAUGGAGAACAAGUUUCCAGGCUUGGGAAAAAAAAUUUUUGGAGAAGAAUCCAAUGAGUUUACAAAUGAUUUGGGGGAAAAGAUUAUCAUCAGACUGUGUCCAACAGAGGAAGAAACAGUAGAUCUUCUCAACAAAGUCCUUAAUGGUAACAAGUUGGCAUCUGAAGCAUUAGCCAAGGUUGUACAUCAGGACGUUGUCUUUAGUGACCCAGCUCUGGAUGCAAUAGAGAUCAACAUUCCACAGGACACUUUGGGAGUUUGGGUGGAUCCUAUAGAUUCAACUUAUCAGUAUAUAAAAGGUUCUGCUGACAUUAAAUCCAACCAAGGAAUCUUCCCCAGUGGACUUCAGUGUGUCACUAUUUUAAUUGGUGUCUAUGACAUACAGACAGGGGUGCCCCUGAUGGGAGUCAUCAACCAACCUUUUGUAUCACAAGACCUAAACACCCUCAGGUGGAAAGGACAUUGCUACUGGGGCCUUUCUUACAUGGGGACCAAUAUCCAUUCAUUUCUGCCUCCCGUCUCUACAAGAAACAGCAGUGAAACGCAGAGCCAAGUGACCCCAAACCCCAGCUCUGAGGCGGAAUGCUCCCACCCGUUCUCAGCUGUCAUUAGUACAAGUGAAAAGGAGACCGUCAAGGCCGCACUGUCACGUGUGUGUGGAGAGCGCAUAUUCCGGGCAGCUGGGGCUGGUUACAAGAGUCUCUGUGUUGUCCUCGGCCUUGUUGACAUUUACAUCUUCUCAGAAGACACCACGUUCAAGUGGGACUCUUGUGCUGCUCACGCCAUCCUCAGGGCCAUGGGUGGGGGAAUGGUGGACUUAAAAGAGUGCUUGGAAAGAAACCCCAACUCGGGACUUGACUUGCCACAGUUGGUGUACCACGUGGGAAACAGAGGCGCUGCUGGAGUGGACCAGUGGGCCAACAAGGGAGGACUGAUCGCUUACAGAUCAAAGAAGCAGCUGGAGGCAUUCCUGAGCCGCCUCCUCCGACACCUGGCCCCUGUGGAUGCACAUACAUAGACGAGCUCCAUCCUCAGGGACUCGAAACCCACCUUCCUCUUCUGAGGAGCAUUUUUCCAUUAUGUGUUCAUAACGUUAAUGUCAAUAAAUGACUGAUAUUCGUGCUGCAGUUAAAUGUG